Molecule: messenger RNA, 1087 nt
Organism: Clarias gariepinus (North African catfish)
Lineage: Eukaryota; Metazoa; Chordata; Actinopteri; Siluriformes; Clariidae
Product: protein shisa-5-like
Exons: 5
Coding region: 33-755 (240 amino acids)
Source: RefSeq, a predicted model, not a curated record
GCUCAGACAGAAGAGAGCAGGAGAUAUUCAGCAUGGCCUCAUCCAUCGCAGCUGUGUUGGCCUUUACUGCUAGUUUGAUAUUAACCGCAAUGGCUGGUGACUGCGAUGGCUACUACGAUUCAUUUGGGAAUUAUCAACGACCCCAGUACUGCGGGACUAUGUACUGCUGUGGUACCUGUAAAAAUCGGUCCUGCUGCCCAUCUUCUUUUUUAAAAUUUGAUGACGACACCUGCAAAGAUUAUCGGAAUACCAUCUAUAUCAAUUUUGCUGCACCUAUUGCUGUCGGUGUAGUGAUUCUGAUCAGCACCAUCACACUAAUUAUAGUUUGCUGUGUUUGCCCCUGCUGCUGCUUGUACAAAAUGUGCAGAAAACCCAAACCCGUGGUGGCAACGACCACAACCACAGUAGUAACGCAGUUCCCUCAGCAGCAGCCUCCAAACCCUGCAGCUCAGAAUCCGCCCUACCAGCCAAUUUCUGCACAGCCUGGUUACCCUGUCCAGCCCGGGUAUGGAACCCCUGCCCCAUAUCAGGGCCAGCCUUAUGCACCGGGACCGCCUCCACCAUACCAGGAGAGUGGAGGAUAUCCUUCAACAGACAGCCAAGCCGCCUAUGAUGCCACUCAGCCUCCAGACCCUCUCAACCCCCUCUCAAAAGUGCAGGCCGACUACGCUCACCCUCCUCCCCAGCCUGACCCUAACGCUGCUCAGCCUCCAUACAACCCAGCCUAUGUGGAGCCGCCCAAAACCGGAUACUAAACCACAAACGUCUGACACAACGUGUCCACCUUGGCUGGAUUACAGACACCUACACACUUCCACUUUGCUCACACCAGUCCUAUAUGGGCUAUAUUUACCACAGAAAGCCUCAAACACACGACUUGUGUACUCCUCAUGAUGUGAUCAAAUCAUUCUUUUCAACAGAUCAUUACAGCGUAAGGACUCUUUUAACCACAAUAAAAUUGCCAGAGAUAAGAAACCGCAUGUACUCCAGAGUUUUUUAUGGAAAAUGUGAGACAUAUAUAAAGGACAUGUUUAUUGACCCAAGCCAUGCUCUGCCUUUUUUUUUUUUUUUUUGCGAGUGAGGGGGA